This is a messenger RNA of Vollenhovia emeryi, 1106 nucleotides long. RefSeq names its product protein CWC15 homolog B (gene c12.1). The record is from RefSeq and is a predicted model, not a curated record. The transcript is spliced from 3 exons. Lineage: Eukaryota; Metazoa; Arthropoda; Insecta; Hymenoptera; Formicidae. Gene Ontology annotation, molecular function: RNA binding. Gene Ontology annotation, cellular component: catalytic step 2 spliceosome. The coding region runs from base 336 to 1013 and encodes 225 amino acids. Gene Ontology annotation, biological process: mRNA cis splicing, via spliceosome.
CGCGAAACGGCGCCGCGACGUGAACGUCGCGCGGAGGCACGGAGAACGCCGCCGAGGAGGACGCUCCGUGAGAUAAAAGCUCUACGAAGAUUUAUUAAUAGAUAAGCUCCCACUGUGUCAACGUAAUUCGCGUCGACAGUCGUCGCGCGAGCCUUUAAUCGAUAGCUCGAGGUCGACAGUAUCGAUAGACGGACCGCCCUUUCGAUUCUCUCUUCUCCAGUCGGAUCCCCGACGUUCGUACGACUCGUUUGGAUCUCGCCGAGAUUUCGCGACUCCGGAGUGCCCAGGUUGCGAUCGCCGGAGCUUGAGAUUCGCCGUUAUUCUUGCGCGAGGACAUGACGACGGCGGCGAGACCGACCUUCGAGCCCGCCCGGGGAGGCCAGGGACGCGGCGAGAAGGACCUGAGCGCGAUCUCCAAGCAGUACAGCAGCAGGGACCUGCCGUCGCAUACGAAGCUCAAGUACAGGGAACAUGGUCAAAGCACAAUCGAGGAGCUACGAAAUCGGGACUUCAGAAAGGAACUGGAGGAGAGAGAGCGGACGGAUAAGGAUAAAGGUUCAGGCCGUCGUGCCAUUGAACCUUCCAGAGAGUCGACUACGUCCAGUGCAAAGAGGCAGAAGAUAGAUCAGGUUCCCGCGGCCAGUUUAGAUGCGGACGAUCCACUCGAUGAAGACGAGUCGGAUUCUGACAGCGAGGAGGACGAUGCUGCCGCGCUGCUGGCCGAGCUUCAGAGGAUUAAGAAGGAGCGAGCAGCGGAACAAGCUAAGAAGGAAAUGGAGAAGCGCCAGGAAGAGGAAAGAAUACGCAUGGAAAAUAUUCUCUCGGGAAACCCUUUGCUGAACUAUUCCUCGCAGAGUGGAAGAGUGGAUAUGAAGGUGCGAAGACGGUGGGACGACGAUGUUGUCUUUAAAAAUUGCGCGCGCUCCGAACCCAAGAAGAAGCACGAUGUGUUCAUCAACGAUUCCCUGCGAAGCGAAUUCCAUCGCAAAUUUAUGGAGAAGUACGUUAAGUAAUUUAUUAGAUUGUAAGCGGCAACGUUGUAAAUAAUUUUCUAAUGCAUGUUAAGUCGAAUAAAAGUACAUUCACUCUCAUCAUUCAUGAAGAAA